Molecule: messenger RNA, 386 nt
Organism: Drosophila elegans
Lineage: Eukaryota; Metazoa; Arthropoda; Insecta; Diptera; Drosophilidae
Exons: 2
Coding region: 1-300 (99 amino acids)
Source: RefSeq, a predicted model, not a curated record
AUGCAGAGACGAAGCGUUUUUGUUGUGCUCGCUCUAUGCAAUUUGACCUUUGGAUACCAUGUUCAAAGUCCUAUUUAUAAUAAGCUAUGUGGGCGAACGGGCGGAUCAAUAAAUUGUUAUCAAGACAACACUUGGGGCUUCGAUGAGAGAACUCGCAAAUGUUAUCGUGUACAUCAGGGUAAAGAGCCAUGUGGUUUUUUCGAUGGCGAAAAAGGUUGCAAGGACUUCUGCAGAGCACACAGCGAAGUUCCGCCUGUGAGCAAGAGGGAUAAUCGGCGACCAAAAAGAAAUAUCGGAUGAAUACAUUAUAAUGUUUUCAAAUGGGCCUUCUUUGUAUUUUGUUUAUAUAACAAACCCAAAUAAAACCAUUGCAGCUUGCAGAAGAA